Molecule: messenger RNA, 2342 nt
Organism: Limulus polyphemus (Atlantic horseshoe crab)
Lineage: Eukaryota; Metazoa; Arthropoda; Merostomata; Xiphosura; Limulidae
Exons: 10
Coding region: 44-1174 (376 amino acids)
Biological process (GO): positive regulation of Notch signaling pathway
Cellular component (GO): nucleus
Source: RefSeq, a predicted model, not a curated record
UUCCUCAGUUUCUAAGAAAUUGGCUGUAGUGGAACAGCAGGGGAUGGCUAAAUUAUUGGCCAAAAAAAUGGAUAAAGCUCUUCAGGCUGCUAUGGUUGAACUGGGUCAGCAGAGCCCUCUUUGGGUUGAAGCUGCAAUUCUAAGAAAAGUGUAUCAUCGCAUCAGGCUAAAGUUACCUCUCGAUAAGUUCAUUCAAAGUUGCAAUAGGGUGAAUCGAUGUUUAUAUAAAUUAGCAGAAGUGAAAAUGAGUCACAAAUUGCACAUGUUGCAUGAAAAAAUCCUCCAGCAGGUUUAUACAGAAAAAAGACUUGAAGAAAGUGAACAUCAGAGUGAAUUAGGAAAACUUUUACUUGGUGUUCAAGAAGCAGCUUUCCUGUUGGCUGUCACUGCAACUCAUUGUACGGAAACAUUCUUACAUAUUUUGCAGCGACUCAGAGUAGGACAUCUCAUUCCCAACCUAAUAGUUGUGGCUGCAGCUGUAGCUAGAGUCAGUGUUUUAUGUAAAUCUCUUCUUUUCAAAUUUCGGGAUCUGUAUUCCCUGUCAUUGCAGCUUCUUCAUCAAAGGAAGGAAGAAUGGAUAAAUCAGAGUGAUGAUGAAAAAUUACCAGAUGAUUUGUGGACAUUUUUAGGACCUGAUUUACAGCCUAUAAUUCAUUCCUUAACAGGUUUAUCAGCUCCUGAUAAGAAAAACUUGAAAUUCCUUGAAAAGAUGUUUAAAGGAGAGCAUGAAAGUCCUGAUGAUGUUUAUGAAGAAGAUACAAAGAAAGGACUAAGUGAUGGAAAUAAUAAUGUGGAAGAAGAUUUUGGAGAACCAUUAUCCAGACAACAGUUCAGUAAUCCUUUAGUCCAGAAAAUUGUCCAGAAGAAAAAAACGGAUAGUAGCCAGUGUUUUAAUAGGUACCCUAUGGAUAAGCUAUUUGUUAGGGUUAAGACAUUUAAAUCUUUAUCUCGAGUCUGGAGGAAGCUUAGUAACUGUAAAUGCAUGAAGACUGGAUGCUUUGCUUUGUAUUUGAAUGAGGAUCAAACACGUAGAGGACGAAAAGUUAUAGGCCAUACAAAGAAAAGAAUCCAUCAGUUGAAACAGAACAAAAAAACUGAUGAAAUCACCAGAGUAAUUCAACUAGCUUCUUCAAAACUGCAAAAAAUUAUUUGUUUAGCUUUAAAAAAAGAUUAAUGUUUGAAUGAAAUAAUCUUCUUUGGAUUCUGUAUGACUAUGUAUGUUCUUAAAAGUUGUGAAAUUGAACACAGUUCCAUGUAAACUCUUAGAGUACUUUUUUUGAAAUUAUUGUAUUUAGCUCAUUAUUUCUGUCAAAAACUAUAAAUUAUACCAUUAAUUGCAAUGCCAUAUAGAACAAGAACAAAAACUAUAGCUUAUAGUACAGUGGAAGCUAAACAUGACACUAUCAUUAAAAGAAACUUCAGAAAAUGUACAGGUUCUAUUAUUCUAAGUAAUGUUGGUUAACAUUUCUAAACAAUAUAUGCUAAUAAAUUUUCGCCUAUUGUUUGUCUGUUAUUGAAAUUUUAUUUUUUAACCUAUUUACUUCAUAAUUCUAAAUUUGAAAAAAUGUAUUGGAUUUAUAGUAAUUCUUUUUCCUCGCUAUCUUUGUGAAAUUGAAAACAAUCUAAUACACCAGCAUACUCAAAAAAUAUAAAUGAACAAUUCUUAGUUCCCUUCAGUUAAAACUUUACACAUACUACUGUAAAUAUUACUAACUUUCAACCAGUAUGUGUUCCCUUUUGCCCAUGCUUGUCAUUAUUAUUAUGCAUACUUGUACGUACUGUUCAAGAACUAUUAUUUUUCUUAUUUACUUUAAUAUUUUUUAUUUUACUGUCACUGUGUGGUAAAUUCAAAUCUUCAUCAUCAAGGCUGUUAUCUGGAGUGUGUGUGUGUAUGUUUUAGUCUUUCAGAUUCCUCUCUGUAUCUCAGUAUCAACUUCACAUCUUUAUCAUCAGUUCUCUUGCAGUUCUUGUCUUCUCUCACUACUUUUGUUUCUUCUAUCACCCACAGAUGGCUCAUAAUGCUAAAGGUCAGGUUUCAGUACCUGCAAUAAGCAGGACACCGAUAACCCAUUGUGUACCUUUGUGCCUAACAACUAACAAAAUUUCCUCUAACGUUUUUUUUUCUAUAUAUUCAAACCUUCAAUACCACUAAUUUUCUUCGUCAUUUUCAUUUCUUUUUUUCUGUUUUAUUUUCACUGUACAUCAUAUACACUGUCUCAGAUAUUUUAUAUACAGUAUUUUCAAGUUGCAGAAGAGGUUAAUAUUAUUCAUUUAUUAUCAACCUUGUCACAUUCAUUCAAGAAGAUACUAGUAUUUUAAUAAAGGACUUCAGCAUUAUGUAA